GUUCGGUGAAAAGCCUUCUAAAUUUUUAGCCGUUGUUAUCACACUAUCAUUAAAUUAUGAUUUCUAAAAGGAUUUAAUGGAAGAUAGGAUUGAAUGGGUAGAAAUAAUAGAGCCCAAAAGCAACAAUUUCAUUUACGCUAACCUGACCACCGGCCAAUGCCUUUGGAAAUUGCCCGAUGGCGCCAAACUCAAAAAAGCCGAUGACAAUCAAUGGUGGGAAUUGUGGGAUCCUCAAACUUCCAGAUUCUAUUAUUACAACGCCUCGACCCAAAAGACGAUCUGGCUCCGGCCCGAUGACUGCGACAUUAUCCCUUUGUCUAAACUUCAGGCAGUGAAGCAAAAUACAGAAUUAGCGGAAACGGCUCUUUCGCAUCUUAACGGUCUUUCUCCUCAAAAUAAUUCAAAGUCCCAUCACGCGAAUAAUAUUAUGUGUAUUAAAGAUGCUAACAGGGAUUCGCCCCAAUUGCCUUGCCCUAAUAAUUUCCUUCUAAAAAAUUACAACGGUGCAAGCCUCAAAAAAAGCGACGCUGCUACGCAAACUACUAAAAGCGCCCUACUCACUGCCACCAUACAUUCCAUGACGGAUAAGAUGGUUGUUCAGUGUCGUUCGGUCAAUAAAAUUUCCUGCACCGGUGGCAACUUAGAUGAUCGAAUAAUUGAACCCAAGAUAUCGCCAGACCUCAAUGGAGAAGCUAAAAGGGAUCGAGGAAAAAUAGUACACUCUAGGGUAUCGCAGCUAGUUCGAGCAAAUACCCUAGCAGAUAACGAACCACUCAUUUUCAAAAAGAUUUCCUUGGGCGGUGGCGUGUCUUUGGGACUUGAUAGGGUAACUGCCAGCGGUGUCACGAUUUAUCCUUUCUCAACUCGGAGCUCUUCGUUUCAAGUCACCAGCUCCUCCCCUAUCAGUGCCGAAAAAAACCUCGAAAGCCUGCCUGUUUUAGACAAAAUCCUCAGCAUUGAAAAGGAAAGCUUAGGUCCAACCUCCGGUGCAUCGUUUAAAUGUAAUGGUGCUACACCCAGAGCGACAAUUAAUUAUCACCCGAAUUCCAGGUGGAACCUAAAUAGGAAUUCCGACUUCGUCGAUAAAAUUCGUCCCGGUAUGAUCAAUAAUCACGAACCCAUUAAUGACAAAUCUAAUGACGACUUUAAUUCAUCUAACGCUCUUUCAAGUAAGAAUCCAAAUUUAACCGCAAAAAUUACCGCUAAAACUCAACCCGCAGGCGAGAAACAUCCUUCUUUUGUUAAUGUUAGAACCCGAAUCACACGCCAUAAUAAUAGCAAUUUAGACGCAGAAUGUGAUGAUGAUACCACGAAAAGCCUCCUCAACAACGAUUAUAAAGAUGACAAACAUAUCGCAACGGAUAAUAUCAUGAAUCAAAGCAUUAUCAAAGUCGAAAUGGACCCCUCGAAUUCGGACAAAAUAGGAAAUAUAGGAGUCAUCGAUGGAAAAUUUAGCGCGUUAAAGCAUUCUAACAAACAAAGUCCCAACGCAAAUGAGCCCGAUUAUUCGAGUCGCCUUCAUAGCGAUCCAAAAUUAAUUGGCGGAAAAUACAAAGCAUCCAAGAUCCUCCGCUCAGAUUCGGAUGCCUUUCACGCACGUUCUAGUUACCAUAGCAAGAUCGACGCCCUUAAAAAAAAACCUCCGAUAGGAUCCAUAUCCAAUAUCUUGAAUUCUAGUGGUAUGAGCAAACCGAUAUCUCAAACCGUAGAUCAAAGUCAAUCAAUAGCUACUCAAGCUAACCAAUCCACCCAUGCCCACUAUCACUUGGAUAAUUGCGAUAAGCCUAAACGAGUAGACAUACCUCGAACCAAAGAAAAUGGCACUAAUAAUCGCCAGCUAAGGAAAAGCGGGAGCUUUAACUCUCUAUUCGAUCCUCCUCACCUCCUUAUUUCCAGUUAUGCCAUUAACGAUGGAACCUCCCCGGUUAUGACUACCUCCAUUUUAACUUCAUUCGAAUCGAAUACUUAUUUAGACCAGUCAAAAUCCGAAAUAGAAGGAAAAAAUAACUAUAUUUACGGUAUCAAUGACGCCGAUGUCCUCAAAAAAACUCUGACCAAUACGUCUUUGCUUCAAGCCAUGCCAUCGGAACUCAGGAUGCUGGGCAGCUAUAGGGUCAUCAAUGACAAAAAACUCAAUCUUAGUGGUGAACGAGGAGAAAGGAACAUUGAUUUUGACCCCGAGCACCCGGGCGGGGAAGAAUUCAAGGGAAGAAUCAAAGAAGGUCUCAGACUCUAUUUGCAUCAAAGUAAACCUGACCAACCAGCUGUGUUGAGAUUCAAGUUGCCCUCCUCACAUGCCAUGGCCCCUAUCAAAGAAAUGGACUAUAAUUUAGAUAUUCAUCGUAAAGAUCAAGCCAUUGCAUCAACUCCGUUCCCCGCGAGUUUGCAGGAUUUAAAUCCAUCUACGGAAUCUAAAGAUACUAUCCCUAAGUCCUUACCAGCCAUAAUCAACGCUUCACCUUACGUUAAUAGGAAGAGAAUAAUUAAAUCCGCCUCUAUUAUCCCAUCCAAAUAUUUAGACUCCUCAUUCAUUGCCAGCGAACCAUUUCUAGAUCCUAAAACUACCGCCUUCGAAACCCCAGAACAUAAAAAUAGUAGUCAUUCGAAAAACAACGACUGCAAGAAAAACGUUGUUGAAACACAAUUUCAAACCCGCGAGUGCGAUAUUCGAAAUUAUAAAUUAAACAAGGAAAAUUUUAUGAGCAAAUCUAAGCAAUUCAAAUUUCAAAGCCUUAACCAACACGAUAAUCUUAGUCAACUUUCUAACACCGAAAAAAUUGACAAACCCCUUUCGAAACUCAAUCUCAAGCAUUCGAAUACAUAUUUAUUAGACAAAACUAACCCAGAAACCAGUAAACAUCACACUUCCCACAGAGCUAAUAUCCCAACUCCUUCUGAUCCCCAAUGCGACCGUUUCUCGGUUAAGGACGUUGAUAUUGAACUCAAAAAGGUUUCGGUUGCUAGUUUAAAAAAAGAAAAGAGAUCAGAUCAACAAUUUUACCCUAAUGAUACACGCCUCUCUGCCGCACAUCUCCCCUCGGCAUUCAUAAUCAAUCCCCCCACUUCUUUGACUCCCAUUGGCGAGAGCAAAUCGCAGCUACAACAAAUGGCGCUAUCUACUUCCUUAAAUAAUGGCAACGACAACUCCUCUACUUCAUCCUCGAAUCCUUCCUCGAUAUCAUCUUCCUCAAAAUCAGAUGAUUCCCAAACAAAUUCCAAGACAAAUUCUAAAACCCCAUCCCCUUGUCUCUCCCACCCAUCAACGUCAUUUGGCGAUCGUAUAGCAUUUAUAGAUAGUGAGCCCGUCUCAACCGGAGAUAGCAAUCUAUUCCACUUCAAAAUUGAGAAUGAGAGAAAGAGCCAAGUGAAUGAACUCCAAUCUACGAACGAGGAAAGUAAUCCCAAUAGGAAGGAAAUCCCUCACCACAAAUUGGACCAACAAUAUGAUAAAUUUGAUUCAGCAGUUGAGAACAUCAAAUGUCUGCAUGGGAGGAGAGACAGGUUCUUAGGACCCGAUCCUAUCGAAAAUCAUAGUGUCGUUAGUCUGAAUAAAACUAAUGUCGGUGAAUCGGUAGUGUUUUCUUGCCGACCCAGGUACCCUAAAUUAGGGGUAGCGGCUCUUUUGAAGUACAGACACCAUCGUUCUAACGCGACAUACAACUUAGUGCAGCCACCCAUGAAUUGCGGACACAACUUCUAUGGUUCAAACUUAGUAAAUGGCGCGAUGAGAUCACCUCUUAUCACCCGUGAUGAAGCCUACCACCAUAUAUAUGAUAAAGUAUCCACUUCAAGCACUGCCAGAUACUACAAUAACGGAAAUUACUUCAUGACGAGCAAUAACGAGUCCUCAUUCUCCUCGUCCGAUUGCGGUUCGCAAAUCGAUGUCGAUAAUUAUAAUCGCGUCAAUCACAUCAAUCAAUAUCCCCCGCAUCAGAAUAGCAACGACGGUUCUGCCCUAUAUCACCAUCCUUCGCCCGAUUCACAGAACUAUCGAAAUUACUACGGUCACCUCGAAUCUAUUCCUUUUGGCGAUGAACACCCCAGAGAGAAAAACAAAUUUACCGUCACUGCCAAAUGGAACAGUACCGACGCGCUUGCCGUUACCGUUAACCAGAUCGAGAAAAGUAAUCGAAAUGCAUUGUACGUGAAAUGUGGAGGGCUUGGAAUGGGUGGCACAGUAUUUGAAUCAAAAAAUUUGGUAGAUCACGCUAGUGUUUAUGUUGCAGCUGGCAAUUCAGUUAGCUCUUUUAGAACUGCACUGCCAGCAAAACACCGUGACCAAACGAUACUCCCCAUUGAUGACGAUGCCAAACGUACAAAGUUCGAAUGCGAUAACGUCAAAGCUAACAGAAAUCUCCCUCUAAAAUUAAAUUCGAGCCACAAGCUUAUAAACGAUUUAAACGACCCAAACAAUUUCGAUUCCAUUGGCCGAAUUAGCAGACUACUAAUCUCACCCGUUAAUCAUAACUCUUCUAUCAACGAUUCCCAAAAUUGGAAUUACCACAGGAAAAAUAUAUCCCAAAACAAUAUGGUUAAUAAUAUGCAUUACAACUACCCCGCCGCCAGUAGACCUCUUUCCCUUCUCAUGUCAUCGCUCACGCACUACGCUACUUUAAACGAUGUUAGCGAUCAUAGAUUCGCACGCCAUAAUAAUCACAAAACUUGCCCACUUAAUAAUAGUUUCGGCAACAAUAGAAAUCGAAAUUUCAGUGGACAAAUUUUAAUGACCCCUACUUCCCCACUAUUAACCUGUUCUCCUAAUCAUUUGGGUGAAGUUUCACUUCCCAAUCACUAUAACGAAGUUUCCUUACCAUCUCCAUCAGUGCUUUCCACCUUUUCCGGUACAACAGCUGACAAUUAUAAUCAAAUCAAUUUAGCAAAAAAUGUGAAAUCCAGGAAUAAAUAUCUGGUAUCCGGACCUGUACCCGAAGAUCACUCAUUUUAUAGGAAUAACGAUCGAAAUAUCAAUCAUCUGAGUUUCGAAACCGCAAACUGUCAGCAGCUAAAGGCAUCUUCCAAUAGUUGCGGGAGCUUUAAUAACGUCAAUCACGGUGAUAGUGCAAUCAAUUAUAAUAGCGGUAAUAACGACGCAUACGGGCCCAAAUUUAAUAUAAAUAGGCACAAGAGGGGACUCUUUAGAAAGAAGUUAUCCAUAGCUAAUAUGCUAUCCUGGAGCAAGGAGGCUAUUCAACAACCAAUGAUCGAAACGGACGAUAAAACCAUAAAGAAAGAAGCUAUAGAGAUAUUCAAAAAAAUCCAAAUGUAUAUGGGUGAUAAAAGAUGCAAGAAGCAAAGUCUGAACUCGCUGGCCCUGGACAUAGUCAAUAAAGGACUCAAUUGCCGUCUUCUGCCAUCCCCUUACCUAGGCAUGGAUACUGUCGCAGAUAUUUCUAGAGUUUCAUUACCAUCUCCCGAGACGCACCACCAACAGAAUCAAAAUACAUUUGGAUAUGACGACCCCAACUCUACAUCAUCCUUAAACGACCAACCCAUAAUCGACGAUGCCGAAUACCAUGUUGAUAGUUACCCUAAAAAGGAGGGAUUCGUCCCCGAUAUUGGAUAUGAUCACGAAGAAUGGAGAAGGCUUAACCCAGAUAACUAUCAUAUCCAACGGUUACCGAAUAACUCUGGUAAUUCGGAUAGCAGUAAUAAAGUGUCAAAUUACCCUCUACUCAAAAAUUCCCCACUGAAACUGCCCGAAAGAUACUACCCGAACAGCUAUCCCACCCUGAAACUUAAUCUGAGAGACGAGAUUCUCAUGCAACUCUGCCGACAAACAACCGAAAACCCCGACCCAUAUUCUUCCCUCGUUAAAGGUUGGGAAUUGAUGGCUCUUUGUCUCACCUUUUUCGGGCCAAGCCCCGGAUUCGAUUCUUACCUUCGUAAUUUUUGCUUGCAACAUUCCGAUCCCGUUUUUGAUCCCUUGGCUUUGACUCGCACUCCCGUUAGCACGUUCGCAGAUCAUUGCCUCAAGUUGUUGGAACGUCGUUGUAGGGAGAGAGACAAGUUGGAAAGCGACGGUUUAGAAGUCAGGAUGACUCGUCCGAUCGCUCACUCCGACCCGGAACGCAUAAAUAAUAUCAGCUUCGAAGAAAAUAACGAUUUCACGAGGAAUUUCAAUGCCAACCAUUCUAAAUUCAAAAAUUCCCGGGCUUUCUCUAACAAAGAAAGUGUUUUGAUGGCCAUGAAAAUAGCCUCUAAUCAAAAUAAGAUACUCACGCUGGACGACAUACAGAAGGCUAAGAUGUCCAUAUUUUUGCCAUCUAUGUUCGGUAAUACACUAGAAGAAAUACUAGAUCUUCAAGUGGAUAAGUGUCCAGAUCUUAAACUGCCAUGGGUUCAAAUUACUCUUUCCACAGAAAUACUUAGACUCAAUGGUCAUCAGUUGGAAGGGAUUUUCAGGAUACCGGGGGACAUUGAUGAAGUGAAUUCGCUCAAAUCCAAAAUGGAUCAAUGGAUAGUACCGCCGCAUGUCACGGAUCCUCACAUUCACGCCUCGCUACUCAAAUUAUGGUACAGAGAGCUCUAUGAACCUUUGAUACCUGCCCAUUUUUACCAAGAAUGCAUAGAAAACAAUUCCGAUCCUCAAAAAGCUAUCGAGAUAACCCAGCGGCUUCCCAGAAUAAAUAAAUCUGUCUUGGCAUAUUUAGUUAAAUUUUUGCAGAUCUUUGCCUCACCCGCCAAUUCUCUUCUCAACAAAAUGGACUCUUCCAACCUUGCCACCGUUAUGGCUCCUAACCUGCUUAAAUGUCCUGCCAGUCAAAUUCACCUUAUCUACCAAAACGCCCGGAAAGAAAUGUCAUACGUCAAAUGCCUUAUCGACCAUUGGAACCUUCCCGACACGGACUUCCUUCAGCUCGACAUAUCCCAAAUCAAUGGAAUCCAUGAGGACUAUUUGAUGGGAAAAGGUGAAAAUGGAUCUGGCGGAAAUAUGGGAAAUUGUGAGGAUCAGUUUAGCGAAACUGGUAACUUCGUAAUUAAUGGGAAAAACACUGGGGCACCGAUAGAUAGCCGAUCUUUAGAAUACGAUCAUUAUUUUUGAUUUUUUUUCAAGAAGUGCUGACUGUCAAGAUUUCAAUGAAAAUUUUAAUAUUCUCUAGAUGAUGGAUAUAUUGUAUUAUACAUUGAAAUCCCCCCUCCCAUAUAAUAUAACAGAAAUGAUAAAAUCGUAUAUAUAACAUAUACUGUAUCUUAUUUUCUGGCUUAAUUCUCGCUGAAAUCAUGUAUUUAAAUUC
This is a messenger RNA of Gordionus sp. m RMFG-2023, 7235 nucleotides long. RefSeq lists its product as uncharacterized. The coding region runs from base 77 to 7042 and encodes 2321 amino acids. The transcript has 23 exons. Gene Ontology annotation, cellular component: cytoplasm; cytoskeleton. Gene Ontology annotation, biological process: signal transduction. Gene Ontology annotation, molecular function: protein binding; GTPase activator activity. Lineage: Eukaryota; Metazoa; Nematomorpha; Gordioida; Chordodea; Parachordodidae. The record is from RefSeq and is a predicted model, not a curated record.